This is a messenger RNA of Daphnia pulex (common water flea), 638 nucleotides long. Its product is annotated as signal recognition particle 19 kDa protein-like. The transcript is spliced from 3 exons. Gene Ontology annotation, cellular component: signal recognition particle, endoplasmic reticulum targeting. Gene Ontology annotation, molecular function: 7S RNA binding. The record is from RefSeq and is a predicted model, not a curated record. Lineage: Eukaryota; Metazoa; Arthropoda; Branchiopoda; Diplostraca; Daphniidae. The coding region runs from base 1 to 588 and encodes 195 amino acids. Gene Ontology annotation, biological process: SRP-dependent cotranslational protein targeting to membrane; SRP-dependent cotranslational protein targeting to membrane, signal sequence recognition.
AUGUUAUUCUUUGAUGCCUCGCUCGAGCCAUCUAGCGGUGAGGUGGUGAAGCUCUUGCAAUUCAGUGACGGGGAAGUUGCAGACAGUGACUUACGCGAAAGUGUUUGUUUUGCUUCUGUUGGUGCAAAACGGUUUCAAAUGGCCUCGUUUGCAAGAAAUUCGUUCAAUCCAAACAAGAAACCAAGUGAUCCAGAGAGAUGGAUUUGCGUAUAUCCAGCUUAUAUUGACAGCAACAAGACAAGGGUUGAUGGCCGUCGGGUUCCCAAAUCUCGUGCCGUUGAUAAACCCACUUGUUCGGAAAUUUGUGAUGUCUUGACAGCUGCCAAUUUCAAGGUUGGAGUUGAACCGAAAUUCUAUCCAAGGGAACCAAGCAAGGAGGAUGAAAUGCGAGGGAGGGUUAGAGUUCAAUUGAAGAAUGAAGACGGCACACCUGUAAAUCCAGCAUUUCCUUCACGGGAUUCAGUCUUAUUAUACAUUGGUGAGAAAAUUCCCCAUUUGAAGAGUAGGGUCUUUAAAUCAGGUGGAGAUGGACAGUCUGCCAACCAAGGUGGUGGUGGCAAGAAAAAAGGCAAAGGAGGAAGACGUUGAUACUAGCUAUUGUAUACAGGAGGACAACAAUAAAGUUACUUUCUUCUUUA